AUGGUGACGUACCUCCUGACUGAUGCACUCAUUAAAAAUUUCGUCCUACAGAAAUUAAAAGCAAGAAUAAGGAUGAAUGUCAUUAACGAAGCGCUGGAGGAAAUAUCGCUCGGUGCAUCCACACGGGAAGACAAAAACACAAAAAGGCUUAAGGACGAACGAACUUUCUUAAACCAGAAGAGGCGCGUUUUGAAUCAAAAAAUAAAAAAAUUGCGAUUAAUAAAUUAG
Plasmodium cynomolgi strain B is the source of this 228-nucleotide messenger RNA. RefSeq lists its product as hypothetical. The transcript is spliced from 4 exons. Lineage: Eukaryota; Apicomplexa; Aconoidasida; Haemosporida; Plasmodiidae. Bases 1 to 228 code for a protein of 75 amino acids. The record is from RefSeq and is a predicted model, not a curated record.